Molecule: messenger RNA, 661 nt
Organism: Eurypyga helias (sunbittern)
Lineage: Eukaryota; Metazoa; Chordata; Aves; Eurypygiformes; Eurypygidae
Product: putative sodium-coupled neutral amino acid transporter 11
Exons: 8
Biological process (GO): amino acid transmembrane transport
Molecular function (GO): amino acid transmembrane transporter activity
Source: RefSeq, a predicted model, not a curated record
AUGGAGAAGGUAGAAACAGAUGACCAAAUAGCCCUCAUUAGUAAGCCCAGGAAUAAAGGAGGAAACAGUAAUCUGGCAUCAGCUGGAUUUAACAUUAUCAACUCUAUCAUAGGAUCAGGCAUUAUAGGAUUACCAUAUUCAAUGAAGGAAGCUGGUUUUCCGCUAGGAGUACUGCUUUUAUUUGGGGUUGCCUACAUCACAGAUUAUUCCAUUAUAUUACUGAUCAAAGGAGGAAACCUAUCUGCCACCAACACCUAUCAAGAGCUGGUCAGAAAAACAUAUGGUCUUGUAGGUUAUCUAAUUCUUUCAACUCUGCAAUUUUUAUAUCCAUUUAUUGCUAUGAUCAGUUACAACAUAAUAACAGGAGACACCUUAGUUAAGGUUUUUCAGAGAAUUCCUGGAGUUGGACCAGAUAACGUGCUUAUUGAUCGUCACUUCAUAAUCCUUCUUACCACCAUCAUCUUUACCCUGCCUAUAUCUUUAUAUCGAGACAUAGCAAAACUGGGAAAGGUAUCUCUUAUUUCUCUGAUUUUAACCAUUGUCAUCCUGAUUAUUGUGAUGGUGAGAACAGUAACAUUCAGUCCACAAGUACCAAAAUCAGAAAAUGCAUGGAUAUUUGCAAAAUCAAAUGCAGUACAAGCUAUUGGAGUGAUGUCAUUUG